Molecule: messenger RNA, 701 nt
Organism: Cheilinus undulatus (humphead wrasse)
Lineage: Eukaryota; Metazoa; Chordata; Actinopteri; Labriformes; Labridae
Gene: tmem235b
Product: transmembrane protein 235b
Exons: 4
Coding region: 1-615 (204 amino acids)
Cellular component (GO): apical plasma membrane
Source: RefSeq, a predicted model, not a curated record
AUGAAGGUAACCUUUGGGAGUCUGGUGGUCGCAGCAGGAGUCUGUGGGUUACUCAGCUUCGCCUUUUUGGCGACUGCCCUCGGAACCGAGUACUGGUACAUUAUUAUUGAGAUCAGUCCUUUAAACGCAAGCGAGGACCUGAGCUCAAAUUCAGGGCUGUGGAGCAUCAGUGAAGGUGGGAGGAUGCUGGUAGACUCGAAUGACUCCUUCACAGCUGACUACUCCAAGUACUCUGAGACUGAGCUGAUACUGCAUAGUGCCAUAGUGGUGCUCCUCCCCCUCAGCCUGGUCCUGCUGCUGUUUGGAGGUAUCUGUGGCCUGGUCAGCUCCCUGGCCCGGAGCCCUGUGCUCCUCACCAGAACGGCUGCAUACUUCUUCAUCUGCAGUCUGCUGACGCUGUGUGGGGUGACCCUCUACAUCAUCUACUCUCACCUGGCCCUGGCAAUGACGAAGUGGCUGGUAGGGCCAGAGGGUCUAUCCUACAUUCACACCUCCUUCGGCUGGUCUCUGGGUCUGGCCUGGCUCUCCUACGGCCUGGAAAUGAUCACCGGCGUGCUGCUUCUCAUAGCCGCUCGGAUGGCCAAGCUGAAGCACAGCAGUCCAACCGUGGCCUGAUACAAACCUCCACGGAGGAUUCGACACUUUCAGGAGGAGGAUUGAACUGUUGGCUGUAUGUAGCUCAGAGAUUAGAGAGCAUCAUU